This is a messenger RNA of Austrofundulus limnaeus, 662 nucleotides long. Its product is annotated as SET-binding protein. NCBI's taxonomy places the organism in Eukaryota, Metazoa, Chordata, Actinopteri, Cyprinodontiformes, Rivulidae. The record is from RefSeq and is a predicted model, not a curated record.
AUUCUACACUGAAAGCCCAGCAGUUAGAAAAUCUUGACUUUUAUUGUUCAAAUAAUUGAUUUGUUCUGUAUUUUAGUUUUGCUUUGAUAAAGUUUUAGUUUGCUACUUUUUAUUGUUGUUAAUCUUAGAUUACUUGUGUCAGCUAUGGUAGUUUUAAAUGAGCUAAAGAAACUAACAAUUUUUUGUGUUUGUUCAUGAAAAGGCUCCCAGACCAGCUCCGAUGGGAUGGAUGGACAGGAUCAGUGCUGCAGUAACAGCUUCCGUCAGUACGCUCCGGAACAGACUGCGUCCCACCAUACCUACACCUAUACCCUCCAGGGGUGAGCCAGUGCAUCGUUUCUUUUUGAGACCAUUUAGGGUGCAUCCUCAGGAAGUGGACCCUCCUACACCAGAGCAGAGUCCCUCUCCGAUUCUCAGAGAAUUUGACCUUCUGGCCCAUCUGUUCAUGCUCAUGGAGGACGUCCAGCCGCUCAGUGAGGAGAGUCUCAGUUCCUCAGACAGCUUCAUUAGCUCCAUCGACAUCCACACACCCCAGGAACUGAGACACAUCCCCCUCAUCACAACACCUGAUGAGGAGCCCCUCUCUGAGCCAGCUCCACCUCCAACACCAGCUCCACCGCCCAGGAGGAGGUCCCGUCUUCCUGUGAGCAUCCGACGCCUCC